AUUUCUCCUUGCACUUUGUACUCUAGCAUGCUGCAGGACUGCUAGUAUUGUUGGGCAGAGUGAUUGGGGUUUCUGUACAAUCUCCCGUGACCAAUGAGCGGGGUGCUGUCAGGGGUAACCACAUCUGUCAACCGUUCUUGGCCAAUAAAGAGCGGAGCGAGGCGGACCACAGGUGCGCGCCUCUGCGUCCCCUUGGCACAGCGCCCGGGAGAUGCUGGAGAGAGACGCCUUGCUGCCCCGUGGCGCAAAAGAGUUACUGUCAAAGGCAGCAUCCUUUUAACUCCAGCUAUCACUCUGGCUCCGAUAGUUAUGGCGACCGCAACGUCUAACCACUACAGCGUCCUCACCACCCCCAGCAGCGCGCCGCCGCCGCACUCCGAGUCCGGGAGCAUGCAGCAGGCGGUAGCGUACAGGGACGCGCACAGCCUGCUCCAGAACGACUACAGCACGUUACCGGGAGGUGGACAUCCGCUCAGCCACGCGCACCAGUGGAUAACGGCGCUGUCUCACAGUGACAGCGGGGCGCCUUGGCCGUCCAGUCCCAUCGGAGAACAGGACGUGAAGCCCGUACUGCACGACAGUGACCGAGAGGAGCUGCAGAACUCCAACAAUCUGCAGCAACAGCAACAGCAGCAGCAGCAGCAGCAACAGCAACAACAGCGACACCCUCACCUCGCGCACCAGCAGGCGCAUCACGACGCCAGAGCAUGGAGAACCAGCACCGCCACCACGCUCAUCCCCGGUAUGGCGACAUCUGAGAGCCAGAGCCUGGUGUACUCCCAGUCCGGCUUCGGUCUGAUGCCUGGGGGAGAGCAAGGGGGGAUGCACCACCACCCCCUCCGGGAUGACGACCACCACAGCCACAGUCCACAUCUGAGUGAUCACGGCGGCGGCCCUGGGGCCCACCAGCAGUCUCUCUCGCACCAUCACCAGCACGGGGGCCACCAGGACCAGUCAGACGAAGACACGCCGACCUCCGACGAGUUGGAGCAGUUUGCCAAGCAGUUUAAGCAGCGGCGCAUCAAGCUGGGCUUCACCCAGGCGGACGUGGGGCUCGCUCUUGGGACGCUGUAUGGGAACGUGUUUUCUCAGACCACCAUUUGCAGGUUCGAGGCGCUUCAGCUGAGCUUCAAAAACAUGUGUAAACUCAAGCCCUUGUUGAACAAGUGGCUGGAGGAGGCGGACUCCACAUCGGGGAGCCCCACCAGCUUGGACAAAAUCGCAGCACAGGGGAGAAAGAGGAAAAAGAGGACCUCCAUCGAGGUGGGCGUCAAAGGGGCUCUGGAGAGCCAUUUUCUCAAAUGUCCAAAACCAGGAGCAGCGGAGAUCAACUCCCUAGCGGACAGCCUGCAGCUGGAGAAGGAGGUGGUGAGGGUUUGGUUUUGUAACCGGCGGCAGAAGGAGAAGAGGAUGACACCCGCUGGGGGACAGAUGCCAGGAGGCGAGGACAUGUACGGGGACACCCCUCCUCACCACGGAGGACAGACUCCUGUGCAGUGACCUCGGACACGGACCAUUUAACGGAGGAAUGAUUCCUUCCUUAUUUCUUUGAUUCUCUGUGCUGGACCCGCUCGGACCUCAUCCGGUUUAAAUGUUGGACCCACGGACACGCAGAGUGGGGGGAUAUACAGUGGCACUCAAGCACUAAAAAAUACGCAUAGCUGUAUGGAGCUGUUUCAUGCCGCGGAACUGCCAAGCAUAUUGGGAUACGGUGGAAGGUGUGUGUUUGUGUGUGUGUUUGUGUGAGUGUGUGUGUGUGUGAGUGUGCGCGCGUGUGUGUGCUAACCAAAAAAAAAAAAAAAGACCACAGCGACAUUGAUACAAUAUGCCAUUUCUACAGCAGGACGCCAGCGCGUGUCGUGAUGUAUGUGUCAUUAAAGAAAGGCAGAGUGUGAUGUGGACACGAGGUGUCCGCGGGGGGACAGACACGAGAACACGCUGCAGUCAGAGGGUAAAUAAACGCCAUCUUUCCAUCAUAACAAAAGCAACAGGGGUUCUGAAAUGGCAGACACCUGCUGUACAAUGUUAACAAUGAAAAGCCAAUAUACCAGCCCAUUAUUAGCAGUAUUAUUAUUGUUAUUAUUAUCAUUAUUAGUAUUAUAAUUAUAAUACUUAUUAAAACGAUGUUUUGACUGUAAUGUCAAACACUUCCAUAUUAAUUAUAAAUAUUUAUCUUGCUUUAAUAUGGUAAAGUAUACAGUUCUCACAUCACAAAAUAAUAAUAAUAAUAAUAUUAAUAAUGAUAUUUGAUAAAACUACUCACUAUUUAUGUUCACCUUUAAUGCUUUUCUUUCUGUGCAGACAUCAAGGGCGCCUGUACAGAUGUUUAUACUGAAUUAUUAUUAUUAUUAUUAUUAUUAUUAUUGUUAUUAUUAUUAUAAUUAUUAUUUCUCUAGUUUUUUUUUCUCCAAAAAUGCUGUGACGAUAAAGACCGAGACUGUCCGGCUGGAACACUCAAAGCAAUCCAGCCCAUUUUGCCUUCCUUUCCUAAGAAGAAAAAAAAACAAAACACACACAUAAAAACAAACAAAAAUACAUAAAUAAAUAAAAAUAAAAAAAUAAGUUAAAAAAAAUAUUUCAAAAGGGAACAUGGGGGAAACUAAAUAUAUCCCUGGUACCAGCUCUGGCCGCAGUGGCUACUAUACUGUAUGACUCAUUCAUUCACAAUGAAGACAAUUUGUGGGAUGUAUCUCCAUUCGUUUUUGUAUGGCUUUGUUUGUUUGUUUGUUUGUUUGUUUGUUCCGUUUCCUCUGUCAGUCUGUGCCAAAGCACAAACACAAACACGUGUUCUUGUGCCACUUAAAUCCUGUGAAUUAAUAAUAAACCUGAUCUGGUUUGGGGUGGAUGAACAAGGGGAGGGGUGGCAAAUAAAUCCACCAAGUAUUUGGGGAUUGAUUCUCCCAAAAUUGAAAGGAAAUAAUUCCAGAAACUCAAAUCCAACUGAAGGCUGUAAGAUGGCUGAGGAGAAAAUGUAGCAUUUCAGCAAAACAGAAAACAGAAUCUGAAUUUUUGCACCAAAACCUUCUGUAUGUAUAGGCCCAGUGUUACAGUGAAUCUAUAACCAAAUAAUACACUCAAUUUGUAUGAAUUUCCCAUUGCCAAUUAAUUAACAUUAUGUACAUUUUUGGGUUACAGUUUUACACGCAUUUAAAUAUCACAUUAUAAUUAAUGUUUCAUUUAAAUGAACCAGUUUAAUCCUUCAGCUGAAUUUGAGUUUCUGAGGUGGAUGAAAAAAAAUAAAUGAAACAUAAAUAAUCAACAAAACCAAAAGGAAAUAGCAUUGACCUGAAAUCUGUGAUCAAUCCAAACGGAGGAGAGGGAAAAAGAAAUCAACGAUUGCACAAUUUCUACAUGCUUUUUGUCAUUAAAUCGUAAUUGUUUUCUACAACA
This is a messenger RNA of Solea senegalensis (Senegalese sole), 3390 nucleotides long. It is a transcript of the gene pou3f2a, whose product is annotated as POU class 3 homeobox 2a. Bases 94 to 1500 code for a protein of 468 amino acids. The transcript has a single exon. Lineage: Eukaryota; Metazoa; Chordata; Actinopteri; Pleuronectiformes; Soleidae. The record is from RefSeq and is a predicted model, not a curated record. Gene Ontology annotation, biological process: brain development; regulation of transcription by RNA polymerase II. Gene Ontology annotation, molecular function: RNA polymerase II cis-regulatory region sequence-specific DNA binding; DNA-binding transcription factor activity, RNA polymerase II-specific. Gene Ontology annotation, cellular component: nucleus.